AUGGCUAAUCAAGACGCCACUGAUCUGGGCAUCCUCUGGACCAGGGCGGUUGAUAAAUACACCCAAAAGACUGGUCAAAAGUUGGCUCACUUGCGGGGCCAAAGCAUCAGCGAUGUGAUGCAAACAACAGCAGUCGAAAAGAAACGAUUCGAGAGUUACCGACACGACAAUGGAAAACUUGACAAAGUGCGAGCAGCCUUCGGACGCCAUCUCGACGGCAUGCAAAAAUGCCUUGAUGGUGUACAGACGAUAGGCGAGGCUGCAUCUGCUUUUCCUCCAGCUAUGCCUGUGGGAAUCAUCUUUGCUGCUUGUGGUCACAUGUUCCAGGCGUUCGCCGGAGUCCAAAAGGACUACGAUCAGGCAGAAGCUUUCUUCGAUCAUUCACGCCGCUUUUUUGACAAUCUGACUCUCCUCGAGGGCAAAACAGAUCCGAGACCAUUAGCCAAAGCUAUUGUUCGCACUUUCGCGUCUCAAUUGGUGAUUUGUGGUAUCGUGCAAGAUAUGAAAAACAAUGGGCGCUUCAAGCAAUGGCUCAAUGCACUCUGGAACCUCGAAAGUCCAGAGCUUGCUGCUGCAUACGCUGAGAUGCAAGCUUCUAUCGAAGAGUUAGGUGCGACUGUUGGCUACGCGACUUACAGUGCUAUUCGCGAUGCCUACGAGGAGCUCAAGGCGACACACGAAGAUGUAGGGGAAAUCAGCGAGAAGAUUGACGAGCUAGACGCUAACAUCAGUCGCGUUCGAGAAUCAAUGGGUGAACAGCUGCAGACUUUGUAUGCCAGCAAUCUUGGCCUUGACAAGAAGAUCACAGAAGGAUUUGAUGGUGUUCAAGCAAAACAAGACGAGGCGUACGCUGUACAACUACGCAUCGCCCAAAUGCAGGAGAACCUACUCAAUGCAUUCGAAAAGGCAUCGAUGCCUGCAUCAUCCGAUACGAAGUCUCACUCCGGAGACCUACCGAGAGACAGCGCAAAUGAGAAGGCUCAAGCCUUGGAUACUGUUAAAACGUUCUUCAUCGGAAAUAGUAUCCUCUUUCCGAGAAUUGAAAAGGUUCUUGACGCGAAUCGAAUAGAAAGGGAACGCAUUAAGCGACAACGUGUCGGUGAUAGUGUCGCAUGGCUUGCAGAGCAUCCAAACUUCACCCGAUGGCUUGAUGGUCAAGUCACCUGCCUUAAGAUCUGUGGUUCUACUGGAAUGGGUAAAAGUUUCUCGAUGGAGGCGGCAAUUGAUCUGGUGCAGCGAUCUACAAACCCACCAUCUGAUGUUGCAUAUUACUUCGUACAACCAGAUCUUGACCUUCCACAAUCAACAGAGGCAGCCUUAGCAUGUGCAGCCUUGCAGGUGGUUGAAGCUAAUCAUCGCUACGCUGAGCGAGUCGCGUCUGACAUAAAAGAGGAUGUUCAAAAGCUUGUGAACCGUGUCAACAGGUUGGUGUACUGGAAGACAAGCGGCGUUAUCGAAGCAGAUACCUCCACAGACUUGGUUGAUGUCCCAAUAUGGAAACGUUUCUUUACGUCCGGAUAUACGGAAAUCGCUUCAUCAAAACGUCGGCUGUUUCUAAUCCUGGACGGUAUGGACGAGCUUCCAAAUGGCCUUGAUCAACUUGUAGCAUUCUUACUCGACCUUCAACGAUCAGAGGCACCUAUUCACGUGCUACUUUCCACUCGAGACGCGGCCUGGCCAUCUGACUCACGAAUUCAGACAGUCACUAUCGAUCUGACAAGAGAUUUGAUUGCUCCAGGUCUGAAAUCUGUAGUCAAGCAUCGGUUACAGUCUUCGCAACGACUGCGGAGCUUCAGUACACAGCUGAAGCGAAAGAUAUAUCGUAAAAUUGUCUCGCAAGCUGACAGCAUGCUUUACGUGGAGCACAUAUUACGUAGGCUUUCUCAUAUCAGCCGCGAGAGUAUUGUCAACAAGGAGUUGGAGAAUCUGCCUAGGGGUCUUCCUGAGGUAUAUUCAUCCUUGAUGGAAGAAUGUGGAAGAUAUCGUUCGAAGAAGCAGUUAGAAGGGCUGAGGACGCUCUUCGCUUGGCUUGCUUUCUGCAAGCGACCUCUGACGCUAGGAGAGGUUAUAACCCUGUUCAGGGCAUCUGAGCCGAAUGAAGGCCUCAAACUCGAUAUCGAAGAAGAAAUCACCGUCAAAUGUUCUAGUAUUCUUGAGUUAUCACAAUCUCAUGUUAGGGGCAUUGAUACAAAGGCGACAAGCCAAGAAGAUGUUACUGAGUUUGACGACGAUCAGUCGAGCGAUGACGAUGAGAUGGACGUAGAGUUGUUCAAUGCGGCUAAUGUUGCUUUUGCGGACCAGCCAUUGCGGCGAUACUUCAGAAGCGCAACGUUGGCGUCAGCAACCGAUCUGAAGGAUCUUCGGAUUGCAGCUCCGCAGGCCCAUCUGAGGCUGUUCUCGGCAUGUAUCGACAUCAUUACAAAGACAACAAACCAAGCAGAACCGCAGCAACACAUUCAAGAAUACGCCGUCGUGUACUGGAAAGAACACUUUUGCGAACUCAAUUCAGAGGAAUCCUCUGAAUCAAUGGCUUGCCAGGUGGUGUGUGCUUUGUAUUUGCUGAUGGCCAACGUAGACCCGUAUGCGCAAGUUCUGUCUAGGAAACAUAUAUCGCCCUCUGAAUUUUACCCCGACCGCACAUCUUCCACGAUCCCAUGGUAUGAACGCAUCCUCGCUUGGACGCAACAAGGACUUGAGUUACCGGCUGGCUUACUCCCCCCGCACGUUAUGGAAUGGGCGAUGAGCAUAGACCGAGAGAGCAUUCUACUUACAUUUGGACGAGGGCAUUACAAUGUCUGGAUGCAUAACGCCAACGAUACAUCUCCCAGGGGGUAUGAGCUUGCGCAGCGCUGCGCCCAACUUGCUGGUGUACUUGACUGUGCAAUCGAAGACGAUCCCAUGAAGGACGGCUUGUCUCUUGUUCAUUAUUUUAGUCCAGGAAAUAUGAAUACUGAUGUUCUUAGGGCACUUGGACUACUUGCCUGGGCUCAAUUUUGGAAGUUCGACUUCAAAGGGAACCGUACCGCAAAGAAUAACGUCAUAAAAGAAAGCAGCAGUUACCUCCGAAGAAGUCUAGAGUCGAUGCACUCUUCCGGAAUGGAAAGAGUUCGGUUGAUACGCUUGCUAUAUUUCAAUAGAAAUACCGUUGGAGCAUUUGAAUCGACACAAAUGCUCAAGUGGGCGGAUGAAGGGCUAGCCAUACUGGACAGGCUCGAUCCACUUGCUUCUACAGUCCAAGAGAAACAAGAAAUUCAAGAGAAACGGAGAGAGCUUCUGACUCGCAAGAUCAUGUCUGGUUUGAUGCCAUUAAACCAGUGGGAAGAGCUUCACGAAGCAUGCAAGUUAUACCGAGCAAAAUAUGGCUUGGCUGCCUCGCUCCCGCAACAAGACAUGAUGGAGGCGUUCAUCACCGCCUGUGAUAAAUUGGAUCCCAGUGGUCGGCAAAGAAAGCAAUUGAUGCAGAGUCUUUCAAAGAAGGAACGACAAGUCUGGUUGGGAUGA
Molecule: messenger RNA, 3501 nt
Organism: Alternaria postmessia
Lineage: Eukaryota; Fungi; Ascomycota; Dothideomycetes; Pleosporales; Pleosporaceae
Exons: 3
Coding region: 1-3501 (1166 amino acids)
Source: RefSeq, a predicted model, not a curated record